Strongylocentrotus purpuratus (purple sea urchin) is the source of this 3054-nucleotide messenger RNA. Its product is annotated as D(2) dopamine receptor A-like. Gene Ontology annotation, molecular function: G protein-coupled acetylcholine receptor activity; G protein-coupled serotonin receptor activity. Bases 1627 to 2649 code for a protein of 340 amino acids. Gene Ontology annotation, biological process: chemical synaptic transmission; G protein-coupled receptor signaling pathway, coupled to cyclic nucleotide second messenger; adenylate cyclase-inhibiting G protein-coupled acetylcholine receptor signaling pathway. Gene Ontology annotation, cellular component: dendrite; membrane; synapse. NCBI's taxonomy places the organism in Eukaryota, Metazoa, Echinodermata, Echinoidea, Camarodonta, Strongylocentrotidae. The record is from RefSeq and is a predicted model, not a curated record. The transcript has a single exon.
CUCUCCUCUAUAAAGACACCAGCGUUCGUAAUCUAGUAAUCCAGAAUUAGCUAAUAAUCUUUCAUCGUAAAACGUCGCCUCGAUUACGCUCUGACGCAAAUUGCGAAAUGAUAAAGUGUUUACAAAUAUUGGUCUGUCUCUUUUUAAUUACUUCUUCGCCCAGGUUUUUUUUUAAUGUGGCGAUUCAUGCUCGAAGUUCAAAUUUACUCAAUCUAGAUUUUGAAAGCGAUCGAGAGCAAAGCGAGUUGCAGUAAUUAAAAUGACAAUUUAUUAUUGUAAACAAAUGGUAGAUAUCUUAUCAAUGAUUUUUGUUAUUUGUCAUCGAAAAAAGGCUUCGUGAAACGCCCCCACUGGUCAUUUAAUAAGGAGAUGAAGUGACAGAAAAGCGAUCAAAUUAGCCGAGGGUGGCUUUUCGAGAGGAUCCUCUGCGGACGUAAUCACAUUUAUUCGUUUCAUCCGAGUAAUUUAUUAAACAAGUUAAGACAUCCUUACGAUUGGAAGACAGGAGUGAAACGUCAUCAUGGUCACACUCGAGCUCAUGUCUGCAACGGCUGAUUGAUAUCCGACUAGCCUGACGCUUGGCGCUUCGUUGUACUUGCCACACGGGCACCCGAACACAGGCUGAAGAAACAAUCUUCCUCGAAGAGCCAUGAAUCGUUUAAUUUUGGGUCGGCAUGAAAUCGGUUUUGGCUGUGUGACUGAAAUAUGGCGGCCAGCACUUCAUUUAUAUAUGAUGUCAGUCUAAGGAGAAUUACACUAGACGAACAUUAACCAGAACUAAAAAAUUACCUUAUCACAAAUGGCAAACUAUUAUGUCGGUUUGGACUCGGUUUGAUGGGCGACUGAUCAUGUACGGGGUACAUUUGGGCAAUCAGAACUCGUUGAUACGAAUUAUUUAACGAAGGCUACAGUUUGGAGCCUCCCUUGAUGGCCCACCUUGUGAAUAGGUUUAUGUUGGCGGUUGCUGUGCGCUGAUAUUAUGUUAUUAUUCUUAACUAGGAAUAGACCAACGAUUUAAUUUCCAUUUACGAGUGAAUCAUUGGAAAUUAUUUAACUACUUACUGAACCUGAUACAUGAUCCUCGAUACUUUCGACAUUCAAGCUUUGCAAAUUAAAAAAAAGUGGUAUCUUUUGCCGGGGACAUUUCUAAUUCUUCACUAAUUCUUCAGCCUAAGGAAUGCAUCACAUUUGAACAUCAUCGUGACGCAGCUCAUAUAAUUUGAUUUGGAUAGAGAACUGCACAUCUUCACCAAGCGUUCACAUCAGAUCCACUCUGUACAAGAAAAUAAGUUCAGUGUGUUCUCAAAGGCCUCUGCAUGGACGCGGCUGCUGGUAUUGUCCAAACUCUCUCUAGCAUCGUUAUAUUAUGUUGAUCAAGGAUACACGCAAGUACCUCAACACUCCAAUAACUGUAUCUCAACACCACGUAAUACCUCCACCCUUUACGAGAUAUCCUUAAAACCUGAUAAAAGAAUUCCUGAGGUAAUGUAAACCCAAUUAUAUACACAGAAGUGUACCUCUUUACAAUUUACCCCACUAUCUACGAGGGUCCAGUUCCUUCUGAACGUUCACAGGACGUUGCUGUAGACUCUGGAAUUGUCACAUGCCCAGACCCCAUACCCUACAAUGAUGGAUCAUUACAAUCUUACCACAGAUAUACCUGAAGUACAACAGGAUAUAUCCUAUGUUCGCUAUGUGUUGGUCAGUGUCUUUUUUCUGCCGUGUGCCAUUGUCAUUUUUGUCGAAAACACCUUUGUCCUGUUGGCGUACAAGAGGGACAAACGGAUCCGGAGAAAUACAACCAACGCCUAUAUUCUCAACCUUGCUGUGUCCGACCUUCUUGUGAGUGUUGUCAUGGCAAUUUAUGUUCCAGUAUAUCUUACAGGCACUUGGAAGUUUGGCGGGGCGUCUUGUGUCGUAUUAUGGGUACUGGACUACACAGCGACGGACAUGUCUGUAAUGACGAUCAUCGUCAUCAGCGUCGACAGAUACCUUAUGGUACACAAUUCCCUACGACAUCGAUCGAGACAAUCACACAAGAAGGUAGCCAUCAUUUGCAGUAUCCUCUGGAUAACCUGUCUAGCUGCCCAUUCGACUCUAGCCUUCACCUACUCCUCAAUGACAGGAUUCAUGCAUGAUGAGAACAGAAUUGCCGGGUGUGAGCUUGGGUAUGGACAUAGUCCGGUCGUCCUUGUUUUGAUGUUCUUGGUGGAGUUCCUGGUUCCUGCUAUAUGCGUCUUCGCCCUGAAUCUCACAGUGUAUUUUCGUUUGAAGAGACGAUCCAACAUGCUCCAAACCAGGCAAAGUCGAUCCCACCUGUCAACUGCAGUUCCUCUUAAUGAUAGAGCAUCCCAGACAACUUCCUGGGAAAACGAUGGCAUGCGGAUUCAUGGAAGCGCAUCAGGUUCUCAACACCAAAAAGCGGCAAGGUUUUUGGCAUUGCUUCUGAUUGUCUUCAUAUUUUGCUGGUUGCCCUUCUAUAUCAACGAAUGCUAUGCAUUUUUAUAUUGCUCUGGCGUCCAUAACGAAGCGCUUACCGACCUAGUGUCAUACAUUAUGUGGAUAAAUUCCGCAAUAAAUCCAUUCUUGUACGCUUUCACCAACGUCUUCUUCAAGGAGAAUUUUAAGCAGUUUUUGAAAUGCAAGUGAAGACAAACGAGUUUGACGAAAGUAGACUCUCUUUUCAGUUCAAAUCACAAACAAAGAUGCAGAGAGCAUUCGUUUCUCUAUGGUAAAAGUAUAAACAUACAUUUUACAAUAUUGUAUUCAGCUUUGUUUUCAUAACCUUUGUUUAUAAUGUUAUUUAUGUCUUCAAUAUUUGUACUUAUUCUAGUGUGUAAAUAUUUUGUAUGCAUUGUUUUUAUUGUGCAGGGCCCACAUGGAUAGCACUUUAUAAACUGAGAAGGAAAACCUGCCUAAUAACAACUGCACAACCCCAAUCAGUUAUACCGGAAGGAGAGACCCGUGGGUCAUAUUGAUUCAGGUUGCUUUUCCCCUUCCAGGCACAAGUGAAGCCAAAUACUUAAUAACAAUUAAUAAUUAUUCCAAAGAUCG